AUGCCCUAGAAAAAAAUAAAAUCAAACAGAAUUUAUAAAAUAUCUCACAAAAACUAGAUUAAACUUUAUGAUAUUUCAACAAAUUUAUUAUUUAGAUAUAAGGAAGAGAACAAUGUUUAUGGCAAAGAUAAAUUAAAUUUUUUGACGCUUUAAUUUAGAACAUAUCUUUAUAUAAAGCCCCAAAAUUUUUCAAUUCACUUCAUUUAAAUUCUAAAUAUUACCCGAGCUGGUUGA
Paramecium pentaurelia is the source of this 234-nucleotide messenger RNA. Lineage: Eukaryota; Ciliophora; Oligohymenophorea; Peniculida; Parameciidae. The record is from the annotation of a GenBank genome assembly.